GUCACCGGCAGGGCCAUCGUCUGGACCUCCACCGCCACCUCCACCGCCACCGCCUCCACCACCUCCAGGUGGUGCUCCGCCUCCCCCGCCGCCACCUCCUCCGCCACUAGGAGCAGGUCCCCCGCCCCCUCCACCACCUCCGGGUCCCUCCACGCCCUUCCGCAUACGCCCUGCAGUCCCUCAGAAGAAACUACGACCCUUCUUCUGGAACAAGCUCUCCGCGCCAACUCUCACAUCGACAGUAUGGGCCGACGCUCCUGCGGGCGUCACGUUCACAUUUGACGACCUCGAAGCGACGUUUGCGCUGGAUGCUGCACCAUCUACGCCUACUCCCAGCGUCUCGCGUUCACCUUCAGUACGCAAACAGAGCGUCACGACGUUAUUGGAUAUCACGAGGGCGAAUAAUGUUGCAAUCAUGCUCAGCCGGAUCAAAUUGCCACCCGCCGAGAUUAAGCGCGCGUUACUCUCACUCGACGAUACGCUCCUUUCCGUAGACGAUCUCAAAGCUCUCUCCCGCCAGAUCCCCACGACUGAAGAGAUCGCUCGGCUACGCGACUUCGGUGAUACAUCCACCCUCGCGAAAGCCGACCAACUCUUUGUUGAGCUCUCCACUAUCCCUCGACUUGCCAACCGUCUGGAGUGCAUGAUCUUCCGGAGACGAUUGGAGUUGGAUGUGGAGGAGCUAAGGCCGGAGUUGGACAUUGUGAGAUGCGCUGGGAAGGAGAUGAAGGGUGGAGAGAGGUUUAGGGGCGUGCUUGCUGCUGUGCUUGCAGUGGGGAACGCGUUGAAUGGGUCGACCUUUAGAGGUAGGGCUAAAGGGUUUAAGUUGGACGCUUUGCUCAAGCUUCGUGAAACGAAGACGGUCGCGGGCGGACCGAGCUGUCCAACACUUUUGCACUACGUCGCGCGUACACUCCUUCGCGCGGAUCCCACGCUCGUGACAUUCAUCGAGGAUAUGCCUCACCUAGAAGCUGCGGCGCGCGUAUCAGUGCAGACGCUCACACAGUCUAUCUCGCAACUCGUUGCCGGACUCGAUAAGCUCAAGGACGAGGUGAAACGCGUUCGUGCGGACCGCGCCGCACCAGCCGGUGAUCGUUUCGCCGUUGUCAUGGGCCCUUUUGCGCAAAGCGCAGGAACGACAGUUGAUGCGCUCCGCAAUAUGUCCGGCGCACUCGACCGCGAGCUCUCUUCAUUGCUCUCCUACUUCGGUGAACAGCCCGAUGCGCAAGACGCACCGAAACCGGAAGACCUCUUUGCGCUUGUGCUCUCGUUCUCUGCGGCAUUGCAGAAAGCCGCAUUAGAGGUGCACGAUGCGGAUGUUAAGGCUGGUGUGAAGAACCCCGCGCCGCCUGUGAUCGUCGAAGAAGAGGCGCCUGUUUCCAGGCAUGCGAGGGAUGCGACUGUACGCGCAGAAGGCGAAGGCACAGUGAAAAGCGCAACUGGAAGGGACGAGGGUCCAGGUGGAGGACUCAUGCUACCACCGAUGCCACCGAUACCGCCCACGCCUGACAGCAUCGGGCGACGCUCGGUCGGAAGGGGACAGCUGGAUCAAACAAUCCGGAGCAUGCGUGAUGGGAGGAGGCGCGCGAGGCCGGAUAGGGAAGGGAGGAGACCGCUCAGCAAGAUGUUCUUCGACGGCGCGCCUGCUGGUGGCAAUAGGGCUAGUAGGGCUUUUGAUACUUGA
Peniophora sp. CBMAI 1063 is the source of this 1684-nucleotide messenger RNA. The record is from the annotation of a GenBank genome assembly. Lineage: Eukaryota; Fungi; Basidiomycota; Agaricomycetes; Russulales; Peniophoraceae.